UUACUCUGAGACCUGAGUGGUUUUUUGACAGUUUAGUAAAUAUAAUUCUAAAAUCGGUGGGAAUUGUUUUUUAUGGUUUAUUUAAAACUAAAAAGUGGCAUUUCAUAAUUUGCAGUGUAACUAUAUGAAAUAAAAUGGCUCUUUAUUGUGCAAUAUCCAAUGAGGUGCCAGAAGUUCCUGUGGUGUCCCCGUAUUCAGGAGCUGUGUUUGAGAGGCGUAUAAUUGAGAAGUAUAUUAUAGAGAAUGGUGUAGAUCCUAUCAGUGGAAAAGAACUCAGAGUUGAAGAUCUGAUUGAAAUAAAGACCCCAGCAAUAGUGAAGCCCAAGCCCCCAAGUGCCACAUCAAUCCCAGCAACUCUAAAAAGUAUGCAGGAUGAGUGGGACGCUCUCAUGCUUCACACAUUCACACAGAGACAACAGCUGCAGACUGCGAGACAGGAACUGAGCCACGCGCUAUACCAGCACGACGCCGCGUGCCGAGUCAUCGCUCGACUUACAAAGGAGGUGACGGCGGCCAGGGAAGCGCUCGCCACGCUCAAACCGCAGGCGGGAAUAGUGGCUCCACAGCCUGCACAUGCGGUGGAGAGCGGCGCGGGCGCGGGCGCGGCGGCCGUGGGCAUGUCGGGCGAGGUGGUGGCGCGGCUGCAGGAGCGCGCCACGGCGCUCACGCAGGAGCGCAAGCGCCGCGGCCGCACCGUGCCCGACGCGCUGCUGCCGCCCGACCAGCUGCGCGCCUUCCUGGCGCUCGCCUCGCACCCGGGUCUGCACUCCGCCAGCGUGCCCGGCAUCCUAGCGCUGGACAUCAACCCGUCGGACCACAGCCGCAUCCUCACGGGCGGCAACGACCGCAACGCCACCGUGUUCAACAAGGACACGGAGCAGGUGGUGGCCAUCCUCAAGGGCCACACCAAGAAGGUGACGCGCGUCAUCUACCACCCCGACGAGGACACCGUCAUCACCGCGUCGCCCGACCACACCAUCCGCGUGUGGAACGUGCCCACGUCGCAGACGACGGUGCUGCUGCGCUCGCACGACGGGCCGGUGACGGGGCUGUCGCUGCACCCUACGGGCGACUACGUGCUGUCCACCUCCACGGACCAGCACUGGGCCUUCUCCGACAUCCGCACCGGCGCGCUGCUCACCAAGGUUAGCGACGCUUCUGGCGUGAGUCUGACAACGGCCCAAUUCCACCCGGACGGUCUCAUCUUCGGCACGGGAACCGAAAACUCGCAGGUCAAGAUCUGGGACUUGAAAGAGCAGAGCAACGUCGCCAACUUCCCCGGCCAUCUCGGACCUGUCACGUCCAUAUCGUUCUCCGAGAACGGCUACUACUUGGCCACAGCCGCUGAAGACGCGUGUGUCAAGCUAUGGGAUCUGCGCAAGCUGAAGAACUUCAAGACCAUUCAGCUGGAGGAGGGGUACGCCAUCAAGGAGCUGUGCUUCGACCAGAGUGGCACGUACCUGGCAAUAGCUGGCACGGACGUCAGGGUCUACUUGUGCAGGCAGUGGCAGGAGCUUAAAGUGUUCAACGAGCACACGGCGUCCGCCACGGGGGUCAGGUUCGGGAAGAACGCUCAGUACCUGGCUUCUACGAGUAUGGACAGAACGCUCAAGCUGUAUGGCAUUGAUUUGGAGUAAAACUUGACUGGAAUUUAGUUAUAAGCCGCCUUCGAAGCAAGUGCGGAAAUCCUGAACGAAAUUUCCGCAAUGUUUUACUGUUGGUGAGAUGUUAUUACUUUUUGUGUGUAUACUGACCCAAAACACAGAUGACCUUAAUGUAAUAUGUCUCCUGAAUCCUAAGCCCUGGGAAGAUCCAAGGUAUAGUUUCGAUCAACCGCUUUGUUGACCACGUUUUAUUCUUUUCUUAAAUAAUGCGGAAACCGUUAGUUUUCCCGGAGUAAAAAGUAUCCUUAUUCCGUCCUACUGGAUGCAAGCUAUACAUGUGUGCCAAAUUUUACCAAGAUUGGUGCAGUAGUUUAGCCGCACUUUUGUAACAGACAAAUAAAUAAGCAGAAAAACUUUGAAUUUAUAAUAUUAGUAUGAACUUUGUGGAGGUCCGAGUUGUUAAGCCUUUACUUUUCCUCCAAGUUUAUGAGACCACUUAUUGAUUGUUUAGUAUCUGAGCCCACCAACCUGUAAAGUUGACGCAUGGUGAGUCUUGGCUCUCUCUAAGUUACGCCGAGAAACAAAUGGAGUGACGAUGAGCAUGUAACUAAGGGUAAUGUAAGAUAAAUAAAAGAAAGAUUUUACUUUAUAACUUAAUAAACUAAUUAUAUUGGGCUGCUAUAUUUAGUAUGCUGGAUUUUACCUCUAUCUGUAAUAACAUCUCAUUUCCUGUUAUCAGUGUGAUGCGUAAUUUUGUCAUAGUAUAUUUACCAACUACUCUUGCAACCAUCACGUCAUUUGCGAGUGUCGUUAUUCAUCAGGUAAAGGUCAAGUCAGGGUAAAAAGGACCUUAAUACACUUUGUAGUGAAGCCUAAACUCCAGCGUUCCAUAGCCAGCGAUGCGAUGUCUUAAAUGAGUAAAAUAAACCAGUGGUGCAGAAUGUACCUUAAAGCAAGAGACAUAAGGUAUAUAUUACUUCAGCGUUCAAAACUUGAAAACGUUUUCCUAUUUUAAUUUUGUGUACCACAAACAGAUUGAUGUGCAAGUUCAUUUUAGUUAUAAAUAUAUUAUUAUAAGUUCUAAAAUAAAAUUUGAUAAAGACA
Molecule: messenger RNA, 2708 nt
Organism: Pararge aegeria (speckled wood butterfly)
Lineage: Eukaryota; Metazoa; Arthropoda; Insecta; Lepidoptera; Nymphalidae
Gene: Prp19
Product: pre-mRNA-processing factor 19
Exons: 8
Coding region: 135-1637 (500 amino acids)
Biological process (GO): DNA repair; mRNA splicing, via spliceosome; protein ubiquitination
Cellular component (GO): U2-type catalytic step 1 spliceosome; cytoplasm; Prp19 complex
Molecular function (GO): ubiquitin protein ligase activity; protein binding
Source: RefSeq, a predicted model, not a curated record